GUGAGUAGAAGGUUGCAAAGGCCUGGAUGUCUCCAUGACAACACUAACGGAGGAGAGCGUCUGGAUAAAUCGUGACAGAACGUGAAGGACAGGAUGGCAGAAACUGGUGAUGGUAAAAAAGAGGAUGCCGACUACAAAAGACUGCAAAGCUUUCCGCUGAUCAGGCAUACUGAUAUGCCAGAGGAGAUGCGUGUGGAGACCAUGGAGCUCUGCGUCACGGCCUGUGAGAAAUUCGCCUCCAACAAUGAGAGUGCUGCCAAGAUGAUCAAGGAGUCCAUGGAUAAGAAGUUUGGCAGUUCGUGGCAUGUGGUGAUCGGUGAGGGCUUUGGGUUUGAGGUGACCCACGAAGUCAGGAACCUGCUCUACAUGUUCUUCGGUGGAAGUCUCGCUGUGUGCGUUUGGAAAUGCUCCUGAUGUCACUUCCUGUCCACAUGAUCGCCAGUGUGAGAUAUUUCAACUCAUGGACCCGUUUUAUCUAUGCAGUCCUAUUUGACUUGACUUAUGUGUGUGAGUGUGCAUGUGUACAAGUGUGUGAAAUUGUGAAUGAUGAGGAAAAAUACAGAUUCCGGUGCACUUCUCCAGAUCAUCUUUCUCUAUCUUAAAUUUUAUUGUAUAGGCUUCAGCUUUGAGCUGAACACUCGGAUUUGACCAGGUUUACCUUUUUAAGCAUUUUAAUAAACUUUACUGGAACUAAGUUUAUUGCUGCAGGACUGCAGGUCCUAGUUAAGAACAUUCAUAGUUUCUGUCUGGUUUCUGAGCUUUUUACUUUCUUAAAGCAUGUUCCUGGUCAUGUUGUGCACAGUUCGUCAUUGCACUUUAUUCCAAAGAAAACCUUUGCCUAAUAUUUCAUCAAAACAAAUGCCUCACCUCUCACAAAUUCCACAAAUUUCCUUUUCUGUUGGCAUUACUUGUGUCCUGUUGAAUAGUAUUUAACAUUUAGUCUUUGUUUUUAGCAAAGUCAUGUUUGCUUGACUCAUUCAUUUGUUAAUUUAUUUUAGUAUAUGACACUUUCUUCCAGUCAAAUCUUAAAAUUGAUGAUUUCUCUUAGCAAUACACUACUGUUCAAAUGUUUGCGGUCAGUAAAAUUUACGUUCACCAAGGGUGCAUUUAUUUGAUCAAAAAUACAGUGAAAAAAUGCAACACUGUUAUUUGUUCAUUUUCUUUUCGGCUUAGUGCCUUUAUUAAUCUGGGGUUGCUACAGCUGAAUGAACCGCCAACUUAUCCAGCAUAUGUUUUAUGCAGCGGAUGCCCUUCCAGCUUCAACACAUCACUGGGAAACAUUCAUACACACUUAUUCACACACAUACACUAUGGUCAAUUUAGCUUACUCAAUUCACCUCUAGCGCAUGGCACAUGUCUUUGGACUGUGGGGGAAACCAGAGCACCCGGAGGAAACCUACGUGAACACAGGGAGAACAUGCAAACUCCACACAGAAAUGCCACCUGACCCAGCUGAGGCUCAAACCUUCUUGCUUUUAGGCGAUCGUGCUGCCCACUGCACCACCAUGACACGCAACACUGUUAAACAUUUACAUUUAAAAAUAACUGUUCUCUAAUUUGGGGUGGCGCAGUGGGUAGCACAUUCGCCUCACAGCAAGAAAGUCGCUGGUUCGAGCCCCGGCCAGGUCAGUUGGCAUUUAUGCUCCGGUUAAACCCCCCAAAUGGUAUACUAGAUGUCCUGAUGUCCUGUAUUUCCAGCCUGAUCUCACAAGAAGCAUGAGUAUUUUACUUUUUGUCAGUUAAGUAGCUAAUUCACUAGUUCAGUUGUUCGAAAAUGUACUAUUUUAAAAAGGAGGCAGUGCGCCCAACCGCCUCUAAACCUAACCGCCAUUGCUUGAUGAGCAGUACCAGAGAUCAUACCAAUUCAUACAGAUUAGCCACUAAAUCAAAAAGGUAUGAAUUGCUGUGAGAUUGCGUUGGUAUUUCCCAGUACAGUCCUGUAUUUUACAUCUAAUUUUAGUGUCCUGCAAUUACAACCUAAUUAAAGGUAACCAACUUCACGGUAGAACACAAUCACGAUCCAUUCACAUUCGUUAUCGAUUAGCAUGUAGUAACAGAAGCUUAGACUGGGGAGAAUGUUCUCUGAUAUUCCCUCUUGUCACCGCAAUCUUAGUUACUUCAGACACCAUCUGAUCUAUACUUCUUGCACCUUGCAAUAAUUGUCAAAAUGUUCAUCUCAUGAACAGAGUCAGAUAUGGUUUGCUGUCAGUAAAGGCAUGCAACAUUGUCUUUUAUGUGACUGUGCCUACUUUUUGACUGAUAAGUAAAUAAAUUCAUCUUUAUUUCAAUAGCGCUUUUAUAAUGUAGAUUGUGUCAAAGCAGCUUAACAUAGACGUUUUAGUAAACUGAAACUGUGUCAGUCUAGUUUUCCGAGUUAAAGUUUAGUUCAGUUCAGUGUGGUUUAAUUUUCACUGCUGAAAGUCCAAACACUAAAGAGCAAAUCCAUCGAUGCACAGCUCCACAAGUUUCAAACCAAGCAAGCCAAAAAGUCCCAAACCAUGCAAGCCAAAAAAUAAAUAGGCCUAAAAUAUUACUUCUAUAUGAAUAAUACACUUAUUUUCAGUAUUUGUAACAUCUCUGCUCUUAUAACAUAAUAGGGUUGCACGGUUUAACGGUACCGUGGUAGUAUCGCAAUACUAUGGCUCCAAAAUACUGACGGUGCCACUGUAGUUUGCAAACGGUAGUAUCAUCAUUAGCGGUCUAUCUACAAUAGAAAAUGUUGGAUGUGGAAAAGUCACUAAAACGCUCAUACACUUGUGCAACAAUAGACCAUUUUAUUUUAAUAGAAGAGACAAUUUAAAUUAAGAGAAAAUCUUAAAAAAGAACGGCUCACAAAGUACAACUUGGGAAGACUGGGGAAAAAAACAAUAGAUGAAAAACCCAAAAUAGCAACAAGAAACAUUAAAAAAAAUUUUGACCACUUCAUAUAGCCUAAUUUAUUUUUGCUAAUUCUAUAACCAUUUUAAUUUGGUAUAAAUUGUAUCUUUAUUUUAUGGUAUUUUUUGUUGGUCAGUUAUCUACAACAGUGGUUCCCAACCUUUUUUUGUUGCCUGAGACCCCCUUUUCCCCUGAAAAAUGUUGUAAGGCAGUUACUGCAAGUUUGCAGUAGGUAUGACAAAAAAAAAGGAACACAAGUAAACACCUUGCUGUAUUUUGGAUGAGUUGUCUGCAAAUGUCUUAUUAAUUUGGACGUCUUCAUGCAUUCCUUAGCAAGAGUUUUGGCGCAGAGAAUGCACUGUGGCUGGAUCAGGGACUUUUUGCUUUGAGAAAAUGCAAUAAAACCAUAGUUCUAUUAACUAUCUUGGUAUUUCCUGCAUUUUGUGUUUCCAGUAUUAUUAGUGCUGUGACCCGAAAUGUUUGGAGCUUCCUCACCUGGGCCCCAGUAUGCUUGGGUCAUUACUAUUAGUUGCUGAAGGCGAAUCAGUGAGACUCCAGUGAUUCAAUUCAAUCCACGUUUAUUUCUAUACCGCUUUUACAAUGUAGAUUGUGUCAAAGCAGCUUCACAUAGAAGAUUACAGUGAUUUAGUGAUUACAGUGUCAGUUCAGUUUUCAGAGUUUAAGUUCAGGUCUGUGUCUUUUUUGUUGAAAUUUGUAAUUACAAAUUUGUCAAUUUUUUUUGUCAGCCAGGGCAUAAUAAACUAAGGCAACAUGAUUGUUCUCCUAAUUGUCCACUGCUAAAAAAUAUUUUUCAAAAUAUGACGUGACCACCCCCCCCACCCCCCACAGAGCUCACUUAGGCCGCCUUGUGGGCUGGGACCCCACUGUUGGGAACCACUGAUCUACAAAAUAAACAAAAAGAAUGAAUACAUUUUAGGUAAAGUGAUGUGUAAAUAAUUUUAUAACUUUUUUCAAUAAAAAGGGAAUUAUUAAUUAAAUUCAAGACCUAUUAAAACAUGUAAAAUAUAGUAUUUCUGACUAUUUUCUUAUAAUUUGAGUUAUGAAUUACAGUAUCGCAAUACUCGGUAUUGAGAUACUUAAGCUUGUAUAGUAUCGUAAGAUGAAUUAAUGGUAUUGCGACAACCCUAUAACUACAUUUUCAUGAAGUAGGCUAACUUUGACAUCAUGAAUAUGGCUAUUUAUUUUUUCCCUCAAUUUCUGUUUAACGGAGAGAAGAUUUUUUCAACACAUUUCUAAACAUAAUAGUUUUAAAAACUUAUUUCCAAUAACUGAUUUAUUUUAUCUUUGUCAUGAUGACAGUAAAUAAUAUUUGACUAGAUAUUUUUCAAGAUACUUCUAUACAGCUUAAACUGGCAUUUAAAGACUUAACUAGGUUAAUUAGGGUAACUAGGCAGGUUAGGGGAAUUAGGCAAGUUAUUUUAUAAUGAUGGUUUGUUCUGUAGACUGUAGAAAAUAAAUAUGUAGCUUAAAGGGGCUAAUAAUUUUGACCUUAAAAUGUUUUUUAAAGUUAAAAACUGCUUUUAUUUUAGCCAAAAUAAAACAAACAAAUAAGACUUUCUCCAGAAGAAAAAAAUAUUAUCAGACAUACCAUGUAAAUUUCCUUGCUCUUGUUAAACAUCAUUUGGGAAAUAUUUAAAAAAGAAAAAAAAUUCAUAGGAGGGUUAAUAAUUCUGACUUCAGCUGUAUUAGGCAUGGGCCGAUAUAAGAUUCUGACAGUAUGAUAACCUUGGAUAAAAAUAUCACGGUAUUAUGGUAUUAUGAUUACUGCUCUAAAAUAUAUUCUUUUAAAAUGUCCAGGUAAAAAACAAAACCUUUUUCCCUUUUGAACACAAUAUAUUUUAUUUUGAGAAACAUUUAAAAUAUUUUGAAAGAGUAAACAUGGCUAAAGGAAUCAUUGACUUCUGCUGUCUUCAUUUGAUUCAAAAACAGAUUUUUAUUUUACAAUUUAAAACAGCAUCUUUGGAUAUCUUUUCUGCUGAAGAUACUGCUGUCCUAAAAAACACAAACAAACAAACAAAAAAACCUAAAUAAAAAAUUGUACACAUACCUUUUGAAUGCUAUUGCAAAAAAUGCUGACAGUUUUAAAACCUUGACUUUUCCAAACCGCGGUAUACCUUGAAAACGGUUAUCGUCCCGUGCCUAAACUGUAUGUCAUCUGCAUUUUACGAGCAUUGGUUCUGCUUCUAUGCCACAAGGCAAAUUCACAGUUAAAUCUCAGAAAUGUCUACACCCAUCAGUGCUGUUUUGGAAUUAUAUUCUCACACAAAUUUCCCAUUUGCCAAUUUAGUAAAUUUGUUUCUUGCCCGCAGGCUUAUGUCACAUGACCCUCUAGAAGUAUACUCAUAAAUUUAGUGAGUAAAUGAUGAAAAUAAUAAACAUGUUGCUUAAAUUUAUUGUGGUAUAAAACAACUGCAAUUUUGGGGGGCAAAAAUAAAUGAACAGAAUUUUUUUUUUUUUUUUUAAAUAAAGACCUUUUGUAUGCUGGAUGUUUGCUGUCACUUUUGAGAAAUGUAAUGCCUCCUUGAUGAAUACAAAUGUCUUUCAAUAAAAGUUUCUCACCUCAUACCCUAUGGAGAACAGUAGUGUAUUACAUUAGAGAAGUGAAAUUGAUUGCUACUAGCAAGAUACAGCAAUUUAAUGUAGCUUUAAUGUUUUUUUCAAUACAUAUGCACUGAAGUCCUGUGCAGCCACUGAAGUGUCAGUCUGCAUUUCUGUCUUUUUGAGGCUCUGAACACUCUGCUGUAUUUGUCUGGCAGGUUGUCGUAGGAGUGUGCUUUCUGUGUGAGACUGUGCAGGACAGAAUGUGCGUCCAUUUCAUAAAUCAUCUCUCUCUCUUUUUUUUCCUGUUCAUGUCUCUUUCAUUCUGUUUCCUGUCCAGCAGUGGCUCUCUCAGUGGGCUGCUCUGCCACCUGUUUCACAUUUCUCUUUCUCUUGCUGUUAUUUUCACUCUCUGUCCUUUCAUUCUCACUCCAGGAAUCGUGUGCCAUGUCUUUUAUGUGUAUGUAACCAGCCUUUCUGGAUCACAAAUACUUGAAUGUGAUAUGAAUAUGAAGUUUUUUUUUGUUUGUUUUUUACUUUAUUUCCGGCGAUUUCUGUAGUUAUGCAAUAAUACAAUUGAUUCUUUUUUUUUCCAUUUUACAGCCCUGAAUUUCAUAAAUGCUUCCAUUCACUGUCUUAAUUUGUAACUCUACAGCUGAAUCUAGUUCAGUUAAUACACUGCAAAAAAUAUUCAUAAAUUAUCUGUUUUCUGUUUUUUUGUGAUUCUAGUAUUAUGUUCUCCCAUUUAUUUGCUUUUGAAUGGCAUUGGGGGCCCUGAUCUUUCUUCCAACAACUAAAAAGUGACUUUUAUGAACAUUUUUAAUAGUUUAAAGUGAUUUAUUCACUAAAAAAAUAUUUUUUUUGCUCGUUCAAACUAUGUAUUUAAAAUGAGCUGAAACAACACAAUUCUUGACAUUUCAUUAUAACAAAUUUUUAUGUUCAAUCCACAUAAAUUUGUUAAAAGUGUUAAGUUAACUUAAUCAAUUUAUGUUGGGACAACAUGAAUGAAUUGUGUGGACCCCUGCAUUUUUACAGUGUUGUCUGGGUUGAUGUAUAUCGCAGUACAAAAACAUUGUAAUAAACUGCCAGAACAUUUUCUGUUAUUUUCCAGACGUAUUAAAAUGUCUAGAAAAUCAUCAAUAAAUGUCACUUUGUUAAACUCAGGUUCCCAUGUUUUCAUGAACAGCAGAUUCAAUGACUUUUUAAAGCACCAUCAAUUUUAAAACAAGCACUUUUUAAUUCAUAACCCAGCAUAUGGAGCGCCAUAAAAGUACUUAACAUUUCACUUACACCUAAUAUUUAUGUUAAAUAUAUUUUCAAAAACUUUGACCAUCUUAAAAAGGCAUGUUUGUAGAACUUUAAACAAAUUUGCUGAAUUCAAUGUUGGUAAUAUUCAAAUGCGGUUUCUGAAAUGUAAAAAAAAAAAAGCCAUGAACAAAUUUCAUUUAAAAUUGAAUUGAAGCACUUUCAAUGACCUAUGUUUGUUUAAAGUGCUUUCCAGGCCUUGAAUUAUUCGCAUAUCUGAAAUUCAAGUAUUUUCAAAUACUUUCAAGAAGUGUGGGAACCCUAUAAAUUGUAGAGUUGAAUGCCAAAAAAGAGAUUAAGGUCCCAUAAUGCAAUUCAAACAAAAAAAAAGUGAAUCACAAUAUACAGAAAUUACAGAUAUAUUUACAGUGCAGUUUUAGCGCUAUUUUGAUGGUACGGUGUUCAUGGAGAAUUUAUGCAAUUACGGAAAUUGUGCUUGUUGGUGAUUUAAUUGCAAGUGUGUAAUUUCUUAACCAUUAGCACCACUAGCGGAAAUAGCAAAAGUAAUGACCAUUCUGAUUAAACUCUUUGACCAACUGUUCUGACUUUAGUGGCAUAGCAUGGGUUGUGCCAGUUGUUAUUGUGUUCAGCUCAAAUCAGCGGUUUAGUUUGAUUCUUUAAUAAUAGACACGUCAUUAAUUCCAGUCUAAAUCGACAUCUCUACACACAAGGAUGAACUCAUCCUGUCCAAGGAUGCACUCAUCUUGUUGUUUUUGAAUCUUUCACCAACUUGAAUGGUUACUGUUUUACACUUUUGAUACUGAUGUUAUAUUCAAUAUGUUACAGGCGUAAUCCGGAGGAAACAAUUUCCAUGACAAUAAUGCUUUUUUCAGCUUUGGCACGAUUUUAACCGAAUGUUCGUUCCUAAAGAUCCUGCAGUGUGUCAAUGCAGAAAUCUUUUAUGGUUUUUAUGGUCUUUUAUUCAAUUUUUAAUUGUUUGUAUGAUAACAAUGUGCAAUAAUUGCUCUGUUUAGAUAAAUAAACGUUUAAAAAGA
This is a messenger RNA of Danio aesculapii, 7736 nucleotides long. RefSeq names its product dynein, axonemal, light chain 4a (gene dnal4a). Gene Ontology annotation, cellular component: dynein complex. NCBI's taxonomy places the organism in Eukaryota, Metazoa, Chordata, Actinopteri, Cypriniformes, Danionidae. Bases 94 to 414 code for a protein of 106 amino acids. Gene Ontology annotation, molecular function: dynein intermediate chain binding; dynein light intermediate chain binding. The record is from RefSeq and is a predicted model, not a curated record. The transcript has 4 exons. Gene Ontology annotation, biological process: microtubule-based process.